Molecule: messenger RNA, 625 nt
Organism: Ilex paraguariensis (yerba mate)
Lineage: Eukaryota; Viridiplantae; Streptophyta; Magnoliopsida; Aquifoliales; Aquifoliaceae
Source: the annotation of a GenBank genome assembly
AUGGUGAUUGAUGCACUGACGGAGGCAUCGAAGUCAAUCGAUACACUAGAGGCCUUAAUUGAUCAUGAUAUUGAACAUAACUGUGCAAAAGUCUCAAAUAGUAAUUCGAGAGACCUUGUGAGAGUGAAGCGUUCAAUUGACAUGCUCAGGAUAAUAUUCGUGCAAAUUCUGAUCCAGAGGGGAAAUUCCAUAAUUGGUCCAGUUUCCAUAGCAUAUGAGCAGGUUUUUGCUCCAUACCAUGGCUGGACUAUUAAGACUGCUGUCUCUACUGCAUUAUAUACCCUUCCUUCACUUGCACGAGUCUUGAAGAAACUAAAUGAAAGUGAGGACUCAGCAAUGGUUCAGAUGCAAAACUAUGUAACGGCAUCAGCUCCUGUCAUACAAUAUAUUGAGAACUUAUUUCACUCAAGGGAAUCAGGUGACGUGGUGCUAGGAUUGGUAUAAUCAGCUAUUAAUCUCCUUUAAGUUCGUAAUAUGACCUGAUGUUGGAGAACUUUAACUCAAGGUAAUGCAUGUAAUAACCUCAUGAUAUGCAAGGUUAAACUGUUCUUAUCAUGUUCCCUUUAAUUUGUAGAACUUGACCAUAAAAUGAACCACUUAAACUUAUGGUAAGGCUUCUUUUAGA